UUUUUGAUCAGCUCGCUGACGUCCCCAAUUUCGGUCAUGGUCACGGGCACUAGAAAGUAACACAAGCUCGACUGGAGUAGAUUCGGCGAUAUCCUUUGCUGAUGUGCAACAGUCUGCUCCUCGAGCCACACCGUGUCUUCCGCCAGGGGGCGUUACGAUUGACGGCUGGUUCGUUCGAAGCGGGGGUUAUAUUACGAUCGAGGGGCUCCCCAGUAGAGGGAGUAGAUUUAUACAUGGGUUAUCCCUGCAUCCUGGGCCGGACACGCUCGUGGUAUUUGUGGCGGGGGUUCAUGAAUAUGCACGCUCAGUCAGAUAUGGGGUCACGCGAGAUGGAUGGCUGGCGAGAAGCGGACUGGGAGUAACCUUCUUUAACCUGAGCUAACACCGGGACUCUCUCGAUCCCUCAGAUCUAUCCUGUCACGGCUUAAGCGCAGUAUGGCCGAAAUCCAUCUCAUCGCCACCCUUCGACCGGCUCCCGGUAAAGCGGCCGAGGUACAUCCUUCCCAUUUCCUCCCCCGGUUUGCGUUGCGUCGUUCAUUAUUCACCGAUCUCCAGCUCCGACAGAUUCUCUGCGAAACAGCAGAAAAUGUAGAGCAGCUCGAACCCAGUUGUUUGACCUUCCUUUUGACGGAAUGUCGCCGGCCUGAUGACACCAUAGAAUUCAAGGUCAUCGAACGCUGGGCAAGCCAGGAAGCGCUUGAGCAGCAUCAGCAUAAGAGCUGGCUGCGCACCAUGUACACAGCCUUCGACGAGAGGGAUUUAUUGGCGGGCCCGGAGGAGAUCGAGAUGCUGAAGGUCAUCUCUGGUUUUACCACACGCUAGAACAUGC
This is a messenger RNA of Aspergillus ibericus CBS 121593, 829 nucleotides long. Its product is annotated as putative quinol monooxygenase. The record is from RefSeq and is a predicted model, not a curated record. The coding region runs from base 436 to 822 and encodes 128 amino acids. Lineage: Eukaryota; Fungi; Ascomycota; Eurotiomycetes; Eurotiales; Aspergillaceae. The transcript has 2 exons.